UUUCGAUAAAUAUUUGUUACAUUUUAUAGAUUCGCCGUUAAAUAUCAGUUCUGGUAUGCAGUGAUUACAAAUGCUUUAUAAUUGAUUGCCUAAGCAUGACGUUGGGGACACCUUCGGACGUUCCUGCGGAGCAAGUGCACUCUAAAAGCAUCAUCGUCAUCCAUCCGGGUUCGUUGAAUUUGCGGAUCGGCCGGGCUUCGGAUUUGAACCCGUUGACGACGCUGCACGCCAUAGCGCGCAGGAGACUAACCGGCGGUUUCCAAUACAGGGACAGCUUCUUACCGGAACGGGUGGAUCUCAGCCAACUUCCCGAAUUGGAAGAGGCCCGAUUGGCUGUUUCGCAUACCCUACAAUCCUGCUUGCAGUCCGACGGAAGGAGGAGGUAUGCUACUCCACCGCAACAAAUCGCUGCGUUCAAUCGGCGGUCUCAGCCAGAACUGGUUAGUGACAGCGGAGGUGAAUGGGUGAAACCCGAAGGGGAUGUAGUUAUAGGUAACGACAUCUUGAGGCUGGAUCCGAAGCAAGACUUUAACAUCCAUUUUCCAUACAAACGUGGAGACCUCAACGUACAUUCGGAAGCAGGCGGUUCGUUAACGGCUAUAAUGGCAGACGUGGAGGCUAUAUGGACUUACGUAUUAGAAAUGAACUUGCAUAUAAACAAAAGCGAAUUGAAGAAUUACAAAGCAGUUCUGGUAAUACCGGACGUGUACAAUCGAACGUACCUCAGGGAACUGAUGUAUUUGUUGCUGAGCAAAAUGGGAUUCGGGCAGUGUUUUUUGGUACAAGAUCACGUCGCUGCGACCUUCGGUUCCGGCCUAAGCUACGCCUGUGUAGUCGAUGUCGGGGAUCAGAAAACGUCCGUUUCCUGCGUCGAAGACGGAAUAUGCCAUCCGAAUACAAGAGUUCGGCUCGAGUACGGCGGAGGCGACAUAACGCAAAUAUUCUUCUGGUUGUUGCAAAAGUGCGCGUUCCCUUACAAAGAGUGCAACGACAAGAACAAGCUGGACACCAUGUUGCUCAGGAAAUUGAAAGAGGACUUCUGCCACGUGAACUUGGACGUGUGCGGGUCGCAGGAGAAAUCGUUCGUGCUGAAGCAACCCGACAUGGCCGUCUACCAUUUCACGAUACAGGUCGGCGACGAGUGCAUCAUCGCCCCGUUGAGCCUGUUCAGUCCCGAAUUGUUCGCCAUAACGGGCGCCAAGUCGAUUCAAACGCAGAAGAUUUCGACGGGCGAUCCGGGGGAUCCGCACGACGACAUCUACCUGCGGGACAUACGUAAGAAAGGCAUCAAGGAGAGCCUGGAUACGGCUAACGCGGAUCUAUUGAGCGAUACGUAUCUGGAUAACCAGCAAAAUAAUUCGAACGAGGAUGAUAUAGUGGUGGAUGCGAUGGAUCCGGUCGCUCCGGCGUCCGUUAGAGAAUUCGUGACGAAUCCAGGACAGAUUCUGGGUUUGGACCAAGCGGUGCUUCAGAGCAUCGAUAGGUGUCCCAAUGAGGAGAUCAAGAGGAAGAUGUACGGUUGUAUUUUGGUCGUUGGUGGUGGAAUGAAAUUCUCAGGUAUCGGUACUUGGUUACAAAAUAGGAUAUCGCUUCAAAUACCGUAUUUGUAUCGAGCGGAACAACUGGAUAUAGUGACGAAUCCUAGAGAUAUGGAUCCGGCGAUGGUGGCCUGGAAAGGUGCUUGCAUCAUGUCUUGCUUGGAAACGGCCCACGAGCUGUGGAUUCAAGCGGAAGAAUGGGAGAAAUUCGGCGUUCGCGUUCUAAGAGAACGGGCUCCUUUUACUUGGUAAUUUUUUCAUAUAGGGGGCGUUGCAGACUGAUUAGAUGUGUCAAGUACAGAGGUAAGUACUGGCUUGAUUUACUUGAAUAAGGAAAUCUCGAUAUGAAUUCCAUAUUUGAAGAAAACGUAUUACUUCGGAGUUUUUGCUUUAAGUUGAUUUUGGUAAACACACUUUCGAUCUCAAAAAAAU
This is a messenger RNA of Phyllotreta striolata, 1970 nucleotides long. The record is from the annotation of a GenBank genome assembly. Lineage: Eukaryota; Metazoa; Arthropoda; Insecta; Coleoptera; Chrysomelidae.